UCAUAAAAAGCUGCACCAACCACUGGGGUGCAGCUUUUUAUGGGUGGAAACACCUGCAGGAGUAUUCACAGGUGAGCAGGUGAACAGGUGAGGUGGUGUCUUUAAUGCAGGUUUUUACUAUAAAAAGUUGAGAGAAAAACAAAACAACUUUUGUUUCCAAAUGUUGCUGAAGAUUUGGGGGUAAUUAUUUGAAUCACACAGUGUCAUCUUUUUAUACUGAUUUUGUGACUUAAAGAAAAACUAUGCUAAAUGUAACUUCCCCUCCUCUGUCUUAUUUCAUUCUUGGAGGUUACAUGGAUGUUGGAAGUUUCAAACUCUCCUAUUUCUCAUUAACUACAGUAUUAUACAUCAUGAUCAUUGCUGCCAACACGUUUCUGAUUGUGGUUAUCUGUGUGAACAGAGGCUUACAUGAACCUAUGUACAUGUUUCUGUGCAGCCUGUUUGUGAAUGAGCUGUAUGGUAGUACAGGGCUGUUUCCGUUCCUCCUGAUUCAGAUCCUCUCUGAUGUUCACACUGUUCCUGCUCCUCUGUGCUUCCUGCAGGUUUAUUGUUUGUACACAUACGCUGUCAUUGAAUUUUGUAUUUUAGCCGUCAUGUCUUAUGACAGAUACCUCGCUGUCUGCUGUCCUUUACAAUACAACGCCAUAAUGACAUAUAACAAAGUAUUUCUCUUUAUUAUUUCGGUAUGUUUGUUCUCAUUUAUUAACAUGUUGAUUGGCUUAUCUUUGACCCUCCGCCUGACACUGUGUGGAAACACCAUCAACAGUUUGUAUUGCAGUAACUAUCUGAUUGUUAAGUUGGCAUGUUCAGGUACAAAAGUGAAUAACAUUUAUGGACUUUUUAACACCGCUGUCAGCAUCUUAGUCCCUCUGCUUCCAGUCCUUUACUCCUACAUUAAAAUACUCAUAAUCUGCUUUUCCAGAUCCAAACAGGCGAGACGUAAAGCUAUCAAUACCUGUGCACCGCACCUGGCCUCACUCUUAAGCUUUUAUUUUGGGUGUUUGUUUGAAAUACUUCAGAGCAGGUUCGAUAUGAGCAGUGUACCCAGCACACUGCGAAUCUUCCUGUUUCUGUAUUUCCUCAUCAUUCAACCACUUUUCAAUCCGAUUAUGUAUGGGACACAAAUGUCCAAAAUAAGAAAAGCCUGUAAGCAUGUUUUCUGUAUUAAAGGGUUUACUGGUUAUAGAUAG
This is a messenger RNA of Oreochromis niloticus (Nile tilapia), 1190 nucleotides long. Its product is annotated as putative olfactory receptor 8G2. The record is from RefSeq and is a predicted model, not a curated record. Gene Ontology annotation, molecular function: olfactory receptor activity; G protein-coupled receptor activity; odorant binding. The transcript has a single exon. Gene Ontology annotation, biological process: detection of chemical stimulus involved in sensory perception of smell; G protein-coupled receptor signaling pathway. Bases 243 to 1190 code for a protein of 315 amino acids. Gene Ontology annotation, cellular component: membrane. NCBI's taxonomy places the organism in Eukaryota, Metazoa, Chordata, Actinopteri, Cichliformes, Cichlidae.